This is a messenger RNA of Nomascus leucogenys (northern white-cheeked gibbon), 1319 nucleotides long. It is a transcript of the gene SKIC8, whose product is annotated as SKI8 subunit of superkiller complex. Gene Ontology annotation, cellular component: Cdc73/Paf1 complex. NCBI's taxonomy places the organism in Eukaryota, Metazoa, Chordata, Mammalia, Primates, Hylobatidae. The record is from RefSeq and is a predicted model, not a curated record. Gene Ontology annotation, molecular function: protein binding.
UCGGCGUCUCUCCUGCGCCCGGCAUAGCGACGGCAGGGGGCGCUGCGGAGUGCUCCGCGCCGUGAGGGCGGGGCCGGCGCGAUGCCCCGCCCCUUCGUUAGCUCAUUUUUGUGCGUCGCAGUCUCGCGGAGCCCGGCUUCCUACGUGCAUCCUGGCAGUGCGGUGAGCUGUCUGGCCUUUUGUCCCUGAUCCUUGGUUAAGAAAAUGACCAACCAGUACGGUAUUCUCUUCAAACAAGAGCAAGCCCAUGAUGAUGCCAUUUGGUCAGUUGCUUGGGGGACAAACAAGAAGGAAAACUCUGAGACAGUGGUCACAGGCUCCCUAGAUGACCUGGUGAAGGUCUGGAAAUGGCGUGAUGAGAGGCUGGACCUACAGUGGAGUCUGGAGGGACAUCAGCUGGGAGUGGUGUCUGUGGACAUCAGCCACACCCUGCCCAUUGCUGCAUCCAGCUCUCUUGAUGCUCAUAUUCGUCUUUGGGACUUGGAAAAUGGCAAACAGAUAAAGUCCAUAGAUGCAGGACCUGUGGAUGCCUGGACUUUGGCCUUUUCUCCUGAUUCCCAGUAUCUGGCCACAGGAACUCAUGUCGGGAAAGUGAACAUUUUUGGUGUGGAAAGUGGGAAAAAGGAAUAUUCUUUGGACACGAGAGGAAAAUUCAUUCUUAGUAUUGCAUAUAGUCCUGAUGGGAAAUACCUAGCCAGUGGAGCCAUAGAUGGAAUCAUCAAUAUUUUUGAUAUUGCAACUGGAAAACUUCUGCAUACCCUGGAAGGCCAUGCCAUGCCCAUUCGCUCCUUGACCUUUUCCCCGGACUCCCAGCUCCUUGUCACUGCUUCAGAUGAUGGCUACAUCAAGAUCUAUGAUGUACAACAUGCCAAUUUGGCUGGCACGCUGAGCGGCCAUGCCUCCUGGGUGCUGAACGUUGCAUUCUGUCCUGAUGACACUCACUUUGUUUCCAGUUCGUCUGACAAAAGUGUAAAAGUUUGGGAUGUUGGAACAAGGACUUGUGUUCACACCUUCUUUGAUCACCAGGAUCAGGUCUGGGGAGUAAAAUACAAUGGAAAUGGUUCAAAAAUUGUGUCUGUUGGAGAUGACCAGGAAAUUCACAUCUAUGAUUGUCCAAUUUAAACAUCAAAGUCUCCAGGCUUAUGCUGCAAAGAGAAUGUAUGGAUUGAUCAUGACAUUCCUUACCUUUUUAGGCUUGUUUAAAAGAAAUAUAGCAUUUAUUGUAGCAAAGACUUAAAUUUUGUAGAUACAAUAUAAAUCUUUUCAUGUUUUAUUGGAAAUGCUGUUCAUACUUUAACAUAAAGCUUUCUUAAUGCAAA